Molecule: messenger RNA, 1673 nt
Organism: Psammomys obesus (fat sand rat)
Lineage: Eukaryota; Metazoa; Chordata; Mammalia; Rodentia; Muridae
Gene: Gal3st1
Product: galactose-3-O-sulfotransferase 1
Exons: 3
Coding region: 161-1432 (423 amino acids)
Biological process (GO): galactosylceramide biosynthetic process; myelination
Cellular component (GO): membrane
Molecular function (GO): galactosylceramide sulfotransferase activity
Source: RefSeq, a predicted model, not a curated record
GCUGCGGCGGCGGGGCGGGGGCAUGGACCAGGCCUGCCAGAGCGCGGGGCCCCGGCGAGAGCGCCCCGCCGCCCAGUGAGCGCCCCGGCGGCGGCGGGGGCCGGGCCGACCCCUGCCACCCCGAGCCCAAGGAGAACCAAGGGCCAAGCAGUUCCCUGAGAUGAGUCUGCUGUCCAAGAAGCCCUGGGAGUCCAAGGCCAAGGGGCUGGUGCUGGGGGCUCUCCUUACCGGGUUCCUGUUGCUGCUCUACUCCUAUGUGGUGCCCCCACUCCACCCCAACAUGCCCUUCACGACCUCAGAGGCCGCGGCGCCCUGCUCCCCGGCUCCCAGUGAGCCAGAGGCGGCUACUCCCGCCAACGGCUCCGCGGGAGGGUGCCAACCUCGGCGAGACAUCGUGUUCAUGAAGACGCACAAGACGGGCAGCAGCACGCUGCUCAACAUCCUCUUCCGCUUCGGCCAGAAGCACGGGCUCAAGUUCGCCUUCCCCAAUGGCCGCAACGACUUCCACUACCCGUCCUUCUUCACGCGCAGCCUGGUGCAGGACUACCGGCCGGGGGCGUGCUUCAACAUCAUCUGCAACCACAUGCGUUUCCACUACGACGAGGUGCGCGGGCUGGUGCGGCCGGGCGCCGCCUUCAUCACCGUCCUCAGGGACCCCGCGCGCCUCUUCGAGUCCUCCUUCCACUACUUCGGGUCGGUGGUGCCGCUCACCUGGAAGCUGUCGAGCCGCGACAAGCUGGCCGAGUUCCUGCGGGACCCCGACCGCUACUACGACCCCAGCGGCUACAACGCGCACUACCUCCGCAACCUGCUCUUCUUCGACCUGGGCUACGACAGCAGCCUGGACCCGGGCAGCCCGCGCGUGCAGGAGCACAUCCAGGAGGUGGAGAGCCGCUUCCACCUGGUGCUGCUGCAGGAGUAUUUCGACGAGUCCCUGGUGCUACUCCGGGAGCUGCUGUGCUGGGACCUGGAGGACGUGCUGUACUUCAAGCUCAACGCUCGGCGGGACUCCCCGGUGCCGAGGCUCUCGGGCGAGCUGUACCGCCGCGCCACCGCCUGGAACCUGCUGGACGCGCGCCUCUACCGCCACUUCAACGCCAGCUUCUGGCGCAAGGUGGAGGCCUUCGGGCGGGAGCGCAUGGCGCGCUCGGUGGCCGAGCUGCGCCGGGCCAACGAGCGCAUGCGCCGCGUCUGCAUCGAUGGCGGCCAAGCGGUGGACGCCGAGGCCAUCGAGGACUCGGCCAUGCAGCCCUGGCAGCCCCUGGGCAUCAAGUCCAUCCUGGGUUACAACCUCAAGAAAAGCAUCGAGCCUCAGCACGAGCAGCUCUGCCGGCGCAUGCUCACGCCCGAGAUCCAGUACCUGUCUGACCUCGGUGCCAAUCUCUGGGUCACCAAGCUCUGGAAGCUCCUUAGGGACUUUCUAAGGUGGUGACUGAUCUGGUUUGGCUUCCUGCUGCAGAGGGACCAGGCAGGGAGCCUCUGGCACCUAGUCUUCCCCAGCCACGCCUGGUGCCGCCCUGGGGACCCCAGGGUCCUGGCUGACCGGGACUGUUUUCUCUGCACGAGAGAGGCCCUAACCGAGAAGUAUUUAACUAAUGAUGCCAUUUUUAAAAUUAAAUCGCCUUUAUUUCCAGCCUUCUCUCACAAGGGGAGGCUCAGAAGUAAAGGAAUUU